Messenger RNA from Melospiza melodia melodia, 1067 nucleotides. RefSeq names its product DnaJ heat shock protein family (Hsp40) member C17 (gene DNAJC17). Gene Ontology annotation, cellular component: spliceosomal complex. The transcript is spliced from 11 exons. Lineage: Eukaryota; Metazoa; Chordata; Aves; Passeriformes; Passerellidae. Gene Ontology annotation, molecular function: RNA binding. The record is from RefSeq and is a predicted model, not a curated record. Gene Ontology annotation, biological process: spliceosomal complex disassembly. Bases 47 to 985 code for a protein of 312 amino acids.
UUUCCCAGCCACCGCGGCGCCAAGAGCGGAACCGGGAAGCGCGAAGAUGGCGGUGGAUAAGGAGCUGCUGGAGCGGGACCUCUACGGGCUGCUGGGGAUCGGCGAGAAGGCGUCCGAGAAGGAGGUGAAGACAGCGUUCCGGCAGAAGGCGCUCACCUGCCACCCGGACAAGAACCCCGACAACCCCCGGGCAGCGGAAAUUUUCCACCAGCUGUCCCAGGCCUUGGCCGUGCUCACAGAUGCAGCAGCCAGGGCAGCCUAUGACAGGGUGAGGAGGGCGAAGAAGGAGGCUGCAGCAAGGACACAGAAACUCGAUGAGAAGAGGAAGAAAGUAAAGCUUGAUCUUGAGGCCAGAGAACGGGAAGCCCAGUCCCAGGAGAACGAAGAGGAGGAGAUCAGGAUAACCAGAUCAUUAGAAGAAGAAAUAAUCCGCCUGCGGGAGGAGGGCUCCCGGCAGCUGGAGGAGCAGCAGAGGCUGGUCAGGGAGCAGAUCCGCCGGGAGAGGGAGCAGCACAGCCGAGGCAAGCAGGAAAGAAAUGGAGCAGAAGGCAAAAUAACUCCUAAGCUCAAGCUCAGGUGGAAAUGCAGGAAGGAAGAUGAGACUGGAGGGGGAUACUCCAAAGAUGUGCUGCUGCAGAUCCUGCAAAAGUAUGGUGAUGUGCUCAAUUUGUUGAUCUCCAGCAGGAAGACUGGCAGUGCAGUGGUGGAAUUUGCCACGGUGAAGGCAGCUGAGAUGGCUGUGAAGAAUGAAGUUGGCCUGCUAAAUAACCCCCUGAAGAUUUCCUGGCUGGAGGGCCAGCCCCAGAGCCGCCCCAGCACCGUCCUCCCCGACAGCAGCAGCCAGCCCAGGAGCUCACAGGCGUCGGUGGUGUCGGAGCGGGACUACGAGAGCCUGGUGAUGAUGAGGAUGCGCCAGGCGGCCGAGAGGCAGCAGCUCAUCGAGCAGCUCCAGCGGGAAGACGAGGAGGAAAAGUCCCACACUUAGAAUGAGAGUAUGGAUUCUUCCCACCCCCCGUCCCCUCAGAGCUGUUUCUUUAUUUAAGUCAAUAAACCUCCUUUUUUCUAAA